GACACAGGGCGAGGAGAGGAUUGUGGGGCUCAGCUCUGCCCCCUGGUGGCGGUACAGCGAACUGAUUACAAAUGGAACGGGGCUAAACAAAGCGAUACUGAGAGAGAGAAGAGGAGCUUGAGGUUGGCCCGUGCGGGACUGAUCAUUGGCCGCAACCGCCGGUGCAAGAGAAGGAGCCGUGAGUAGAGUUGCGGCCUCAUUACCAGCAGGAGAGAGAGAAGCAGAGAAAAGCCGUGCCGAGAUGGUGAAGGUGAAGAAGGCAGCGGCAGUGAAAGGAAUCGCCGCGGAGAGACAGCGCAGGACACCGGCAGCCUCGGGGCGCCCCAAAGUCACUGCUCGUCCCCCCGGACACAACCAAUGUCCAGCCAAGAAGGUGACGCCGGCGAUGAGGAAACAAGUGGAGCAGAAACUGGAGGAGGAGGAGGAGGAGGAGGAGCAGCGGCGGCACCAGGAGACUCUCGUGUUGGACCUGGGGGAACAGACACAGCGCUGGGUCAACUUUAUCUCACACCGAAGUCUCAGUACCGAGGAGGCGGCUAAACUUCUGCUCGACUCCUUCGAGUACAAGGGCCUCGUGAAGCACAGCGGAGGUUGUCACUGUGGAGCCGUACGUUUUGAAAUCUGGGCGUCUUCCGACUUACACAUCUUCGACUGCAAUUGUAGCAUUUGUGUCAAGAAGCAGAACCGACACUUCAUUGUCCCAGCAUCCCGCUUCCAAUUAUUAAAGGGCGCAGAUAACCUCACUACAUACAAGUUCAACACCAAAAAGGCUCAUCAUACAUUCUGCAAGACUUGUGGCGUCCAGAGUUUCUAUACGCCUCGCUCCAACCCCGACGGCUAUGGUAUUGCCCCACACUGCUUGGAUGCCGGCACUGUGCGCAGUGUCCAUGUUGAGCAGAUCAACGGGAAGGAGUGGGAAAAGAUGAUGAAGGAGCACAAGACCAUCCGCAGCAUGUCACAGUCCUGAGAUGCCCCUCCCCCAACACUCAGUUGUUAUGGGGUAUAUUUAUCAAAGAGUGAAGUUAAUAGUGAAGAUCCGCCGCUAGAGUGAAAUUCCGCCACUCUCCAUUCAUUUCUAUGGGAUUUUUAUAGGCGUAUUUAUCAAAGGGGGAACUUUCACUUUCACCC
Molecule: messenger RNA, 1128 nt
Organism: Xenopus laevis (African clawed frog)
Lineage: Eukaryota; Metazoa; Chordata; Amphibia; Anura; Pipidae
Gene: cenpv.S
Product: centromere protein V S homeolog
Exons: 5
Coding region: 242-967 (241 amino acids)
Molecular function (GO): carbon-sulfur lyase activity
Source: RefSeq, a predicted model, not a curated record